This is a messenger RNA of Penicillium lagena, 390 nucleotides long. RefSeq lists its product as uncharacterized. The coding region runs from base 1 to 390 and encodes 129 amino acids. Lineage: Eukaryota; Fungi; Ascomycota; Eurotiomycetes; Eurotiales; Aspergillaceae. The record is from RefSeq and is a predicted model, not a curated record. The transcript is spliced from 3 exons.
AUGCAUUCACCUCCGACGAGAGUGAUUCCGGCUCUAGUAGCCGGCACCGAUGCCAUCACGGCAUCAGAAUUGCACCAAAAGAGUCGAGCCGCCACCCAGAUCCACAUUCUUGCUACUGCGCUUACAGCUACGACCAUUCACGUCAUGCGAAACAUAUAUAUUGUCACCAGAUAUGCGCCACUCACGGAGAUGGCGCGGACGAAGGCUGAACAGCAACAUUUCUCUGUGGCCAUAACGGCGAAGAAACCGUGUCGGACUGUUCUAGGGAGCGUCAUUAUCAUCGCCAAUGCCAACACCACAGCUACAACAACAACCACGGCCACAAUACUCGACCUGCACAACAACAUUUCUCUCUCCGGGCGUGGGGACCUCCUUUACCCACCGCGAUGA